Messenger RNA from Musa acuminata subsp. malaccensis (wild Malaysian banana), 979 nucleotides. Its product is annotated as secoisolariciresinol dehydrogenase. Lineage: Eukaryota; Viridiplantae; Streptophyta; Magnoliopsida; Zingiberales; Musaceae. The record is from RefSeq and is a predicted model, not a curated record.
ACUAAUACCAUCGCCAGCCUAGGAAGGAAGGAAGGAGAAAGAUAGCCAGCCGCCGUCAUGACGACCGCUCUCGCCCAACUCCCCUCGUCUGCAAAAAGACUUGAAGGGAAGGUUGCAGUGAUCACCGGCGGGGCCAGCGGCAUCGGAGAGUCCACCGCCAAACUGUUCGUCCGCUACGGCGCCCGAGUCGUCAUCGCGGACAUCCAAGACGACAAAGGCCGCGCCCUCUGCGACCUUCUCGGCACCGCCGAUGCCUGCUACGUGCACUGCGACGUCACCGACGAGUCCGACAUGAGGAACGCCGUCGACACCGCCGUCGCCCGUUUCGGGAAGCUCGACAUCAUGUUCAGUAACGCAGGCACCUUGCGGGAGUUCGGGAAGGGCCUCGCCGACAGCGACAAGGCGGAGUUCGAGCGGGUGAUGGCGGUCAACGUGGUGGGGGCGUUCCUGGCGACGAAGCACGCGGCGCGGGUGAUGGCGCCGGCUCGCCGGGGGAGCAUCGUGAUCACGGGGAGCACAGCGUCGGUGCUGGGCGGGGUGGUGCCGCUCUCGUACGUCUGCUCGAAGCACGCGGUGGUGGGGCUGAUGAAGAGCGCGGCGGCGGAGCUGGGGGCGCACGGGGUGCGGGUGAACUGCGUGUCACCGCACGGGGUGAUGACUCCGCUGAUGAUGGGCGUGAUGGGGAUGGAUGAGGCGGCGACGGAGGCGUUUGUGGAGAGGUCGGCCAACCUCAAGGGGGUGAAGGCGACGGCGGAGGAUGUGGCGGAGGCGGUGGCGUACUUGGGAGGCGACGAGUCGAGGUACGUGAGCGGCGCCAACCUGAUGGUGGACGGAGGCUACAGUGUUACCAAGGGAUGAGCUUACAGUAGCCACAAAACUAUUCCAAAAAAAUAAUCACCACAAAAGAAAAUAAAACAUUUCGGAAAUAAACAUAAAAUUAAAAAGCAAGAAUGCAUGAACUACUAUUUAUUUCUCAUGU